This is a messenger RNA of Betta splendens (Siamese fighting fish), 1956 nucleotides long. RefSeq names its product neutrophil cytosolic factor 2 (gene ncf2). Gene Ontology annotation, molecular function: protein binding; superoxide-generating NADPH oxidase activator activity. Lineage: Eukaryota; Metazoa; Chordata; Actinopteri; Anabantiformes; Osphronemidae. The record is from RefSeq and is a predicted model, not a curated record. Gene Ontology annotation, biological process: superoxide anion generation. The transcript has 15 exons. Bases 45 to 1535 code for a protein of 496 amino acids.
CCUUUAAUUGUUGUGUAGCUCACCGCAGCCUCGAACAAACAACUAUGUCUUUUGUGGAGACUCUGCGUCGCUGGGAUGAGGCCGUCAAUUGUGUCGACAGACAGGAGUUGUCAGAAGCGCUCAGAAUCCUCCUGUCGAUCCAAGAACCAAACUCCAAAAUUUGCUUUGACAUAGGCUGCCUACAUCUCCUUAACCAGGACCUAGAUGCUGCAGAAAAGGCCUUUGAUUGCAGCAUACGCAAGGAUGAACAUUUGGCCAUUGCCUUUUUUCAAAGAGGAAUCACCUUUUACAAAAAGAAAAGAUAUGAGGAGAGCUUGGGUGAUUUCCAACGUGCCUUCAAAGCACUGAGAGGCAACCAGCUGAUAGAUUACAAAGCACUUGGUCUCAGAUACAAACUAUAUGCAUGUGAGAUUCUCCACAAUAUGGCUCUGGCUGAGGCUCAGCUUGGUAACUGGGAAAAAGCCCAGGACCACCUUGUCAAAGCUCUGGACCUUAAGACAGAGGCCAAACUCAAUCUGAUUGACAGGGCCCUGCAGUCGAUCCUGAAACAGAAGCUUUUUAAACUAGUGGAGUUCCCAUCCAAAGAGCUGUUUAAACCAAAUAAGCACUAUGUUGCUGAGCUGGAGAAGAAGGACUAUCUAGGUAAAGCAAAGGUGGUUGCAUCCGUCGUGCCUCAGGAUGACUUCUCAGGGUUCGCUCCAUUACAGCCACAGGUUGAAGAUGGUCCAGUUCAGAAAAAGGAGCCAGAGGUUUUCAGAACUUUGCAGGGAGAACCUCACACUGUCCUGUUUGAGUUCGUCCCUGAAACGAGCGAUGAGUUGGCUGUGGUGCCGGGAAACAUAGUGUUUGUUCUGCAGAAGGACGCCGACAACUGGGCCUCUGUGGUCUUCAAUGAAAGAAGAGGACUGGUUCCUUACAAUUACCUGGAACGCUUGGAGCUCUCACUGGCUUCCAAACAAAACGAGGGAGAACGCGCAUCUCCCAGCCGACCGCCUCCGACCAGACCAGAGAGAAAACAAGGUUUCACUCCCAAAGAGAGCAGAGCUGCACCCACACAGCAGGAGGAUGCACAGUCCACUGACAACUUGUGUAUAGUCAAAGUCCACUUCACAUUCAACUUCGCUGUGUCAGUGCUGUGUGGAUCCCCUUCUGUGAUACUCAUCGACAAAAUAAGUAAAAAACUAAAAGUCCCUUCUGCUUCCAUCACCUUGAGUAAAAGCCCAGAUGCCAAAAGACAAAAUGAAAUCAGUGCCAACACAGAAAUGGACAACGUGUGGCAUAACGUCAAUAACAGGCGUCUCACCGUGUGGUGUAAAGUUAAAGAGAAAACUGAGGAAAAGCUGAAGAAUGAGAUUCACCUGGUUGCCCUUCAUUCCUACAAGUCUUCAAACCCUGAGGACCUCAGUUUUGAUGAAGGGGAUACAAUCACAAUGCUUUCUAGAGUUAACCAGGACUGGUUGGAAGGAAAAUGUAAAGGGAAUACUGGAAUUUUCCCUGCAUCCUUUGUACAGGAGGUUCCUGUGGAUGGCCAGUAAUAUUAUGAGGUCACAAAGCAGUACAGUGACAAAACUGUUCAAAUCUGGUGUUUAUGGAAAGGGAAUUUUUCCAGCUCCAGUAAUUAUGCAUUAUACACAGAACACACAUGUAUGUAACUGCGGCUAGUCUUAAUUAAACAACUGGAAGACCUUGAAGAGUAUUUGUGGAUCAUGAAGGCGUCCCUUCCUCUUCAUAGGCAAUAGCUAUACCUCUUCUGCCCUCUACUGCUUUCACCACAGGCGUCUCUCCCAGCUUUUGCUCUAAGCCACGCCAGCUUCGAUGCGCCAGAAAAGAUGCUGAAACGAAAAAGUCAAGACGUGUCAUUCUUUGUAUUUGGUUUAAAGGCAGGAUAAUGAUGAUGAGCGCCAAAAGUAAAGCUUAAAUGCACAACUCUACAAUAAAGAUAUGGAUGCACUGAAA